Hymenoscyphus albidus is the source of this 2122-nucleotide messenger RNA. The record is from the annotation of a GenBank genome assembly. NCBI's taxonomy places the organism in Eukaryota, Fungi, Ascomycota, Leotiomycetes, Helotiales, Helotiaceae.
AUGUUGCCCUGCUCAAACUCGGAUAAUGAUGGAUGUUCUCCAGGCGAAAGACUACGGAAGGAUCGUUUAGUGGGAAUAUCGUUGGAAGCAAACAUAUUAGAACCCUAUCAACGGCGGAGAUCAGAACCGUUCGCGCUGGAUGCGACCAGAAACCAACGUAGUGCGCACGAUGGCCCAAAGAGGGCUGCAAGUCUAAUCGUCGAGGUUUUUCAAAUUGGCAAUCAGGCGAUUUCCCCUUCGAUUCAUUUAGACGAUGGGAACUCCGAUAGCAAGCUACCCGUUCCAACAUAUAAGCCACCCUCGAAACAUCCUCCAGAGCGUGAAGUGAUCCCACCUGCGCUGAUACCCGAAGUGCUGUCCAUGUCGGGGAUUGAAACCCAAGAAGACCCGCCAAAUGCGUCAAUUUUAAUACGCUCAACGAAAUCGGAUAAUUGCAUAGCGCACAACAGCCAGUUCCAAAGCAGCUUGGAACAGCGUUCAGGGAGUCUUGAUGAAUCAGACCAUCGACAGCAACCACUGUUGGAAGACCAAGAAAUACCAACUGCCAAAACACCUCGGGGGCUGAAAGAUGCAGUGAUAUCCAACUAUGGGUCAUCUCACGUCGAGCAAAUCUCAAGUAUCCUCAUGAAGAAGGAUAGCAUCAGCAAUCACGAUUUUCAAACGCAAGCGUCAAAUUCGCGCCUAGGCUCCCAAACAUACACGAACCAAAUGACAGCAGCAUCUUUUGACAAGGUAUGGCGACAAGUUCAAAGGCAGCGCGUGAACAACUGGACAUUGCGAGACGCAAUUCAUAGAAUACGGAUUAGGUUACGAGAUCUGCAGCUGGCCAAGUCAAAGGCAGAUGAUUCCCUUUUUCAACAUAUGACUAAAAGAGAGCUCCUCGGGCAAAAUAUUGAAGAAAAGCGGCUUCUUUACGGCGAGAGGUCAACAAGAGCUCUGAUGCAAGCUUGCCAACUGAUAAGGGAUCAAUAUGGCCCUCUAGAAGACGACUGCAAUCGGCUUGAAGACAAACUAAGUGCCGAUGAAUUUAAGCAGAAUCAGCUGGAGGAAGAGUUAUACAAACACCUCAAGGAACCUCCCAGUCCCAAUUCUGAAAGUGGAACCAUGACUCAAAUCGAUUCCACUGCGACUGCAUCCACGCCGAGUCCCAUGAUACAUGAUCUAGUGGAAGCAUCCGAACUGCAUCCACUAGUGCGUGCCUUUCUAUCCAAACUUGGUGAUCUAUAUCUUUUAAUGGAAGAGUGCGAUAACCUUGUUGACGACAAAGAAACGCUGGUCGAGGAAAGGUCAAAAAGAUCUCAAGUCGGUCUGCAACUGAGUGUCGAGGACCAGAAUUUCCUGAUCAAUUUCGAGUCCACGGAGUCCGAGCUGACAAAAGAGAUCACCGAAACACAAAAUGAAGUGAACAAGAUGAGAAAAGAUUGCAUUGAACGGGGACUGGUUGACGAGAACGAUGAGCCAACCGAUCUUGUCACUCAGGAAAGGCUCAGCUUUAGAGAGGAAAAUCUGAACGCACAAGAGAACACUUCAGAGUACGUCAAAUACCCGCUGUUGCUCCCACGUCCAGGAAUAAGAGAUGCCGUAGGUAAAGACGAGGUUGAGAAAGCCUUCCAUGUGAAACCACACGAUACAACGAAUUGCAUCAAUAGGUGGCUCUUAGAGAAUAUGCUUGGUUCACCUUUGGAGGUAAGACUUCUUGCUAGCACCUUCGAACAAUUUGAAGGGGGGAAGAUCAGUGAAAGAUGGCAGUAUCUGGUUCUUGAUUGUUGGACUCGAGAUGUUCCAAAUUUGCGGAGGCCCAAUGUUUACUCUUCGAGUCUCACUACGCGUGCUAGUCCCAGGUCUAACCGAUCUUCCUUAUACCAUUUUUGAUCUGGGUUUGGCUUUUGGCUUGAGGUAUCGGCGAGCAAGAGACGACUCGAUAUCAUCAGGACUGAAAGUGGCUCAGCAUCUCCUUAUCCUCUUCUUGGGACCACUCAAAUCCUUCCUUAGAAUAUCCUCCCAUAUACAUGAUUUGUGUCCACACCAAACCUCUCGUGGAGUUGAGUAUUUCAUGACAGAAGAUAGGUGUGAUUGGGUAGGAUAUCUAGGUCAACUGGUCAGUAUUUUGUCACAGAGCUAG